Priapulus caudatus is the source of this 401-nucleotide messenger RNA. RefSeq names its product C-type lectin domain family 4 member E-like. Gene Ontology annotation, cellular component: external side of plasma membrane. NCBI's taxonomy places the organism in Eukaryota, Metazoa, Priapulida, Priapulimorpha, Priapulimorphida, Priapulidae. Gene Ontology annotation, molecular function: carbohydrate binding. The annotation marks the transcript as partial. Gene Ontology annotation, biological process: biological process involved in interspecies interaction between organisms. The transcript has a single exon. The record is from RefSeq and is a predicted model, not a curated record.
ACUUCAGACUCCACGCAGAGGGCUGCUAUUACUACGGCAGCACCCCGAUGACGUGGGCGGACGCUAACAGCGCAUGCGUCGGCAUGACCGCCAACCUCGUCGUCAUAGAAACGGACGCCGAGCGGCACUUCGUCGACGCGUUCGCUGACAUCCCCUACCAAUAUCCGGACGAAGAAUCGCUGUCGGUGUGGCUGGGUGCGACGGAUGCGGUGACGGAGGAAGAGUGGCUGUGGGUGACGGGCGAUAGCGUCGGUGUCGACGGCUGGCUCGCCGGCUCACCGAAAAAUAGCGCCGCCGCCGACGACCACAUGUGCGUGUAUAAUCUGCUGGGCGUCGAGCUGCGGUACGUGUGGGACGACGCCGACGGCACCGCCCUGCUCCCCUACUUCUGCGAAAUGUAA